Micropterus salmoides (largemouth bass) is the source of this 1141-nucleotide messenger RNA. It is a transcript of the gene vstm4b, whose product is annotated as V-set and transmembrane domain containing 4b. NCBI's taxonomy places the organism in Eukaryota, Metazoa, Chordata, Actinopteri, Centrarchiformes, Centrarchidae. The record is from RefSeq and is a predicted model, not a curated record.
AUGAACAUCUCCUCUGUGGUAUUCGCUCUCCUGACUCGAGCACUGCUUGGAGAUUUGUGUUCGGCCAUCAACGUCACUAACCCCUUCCCCUUCACGGUGGCCCAGGAGGGUCAAAAUAUCACACUCUCCUGUGUUGUGUCUCAGAGGCGGCGUAACGCUGCUCUACCAGUGGUGAAAUGGACCUUCCUGCCAGCGGGCACAGACCGGUCAGAGGACGAACUCCUCAUCGCUCGCAUCAACAUGAGGAAGGAACGUUUCUAUGGCAACUACACAAAGAGUUUCUCAUGGCCCAAACUGAAGCUGACGGUGGUAAAACAGGGGAAGGUCUUUGACCUGUUAAUCUUGAAUGUGUCCGAGGGGGACCGGGGGCUCUACAUGUGCCGGGUGCAGGAGUUUAAAAAGCACCAGAACCGCUGGAAGGCCUCAACAAACUCCACUGCUGCUACUGAGCUCAGAGUGCAUGUCCUACCGGCCACCAAGGCCAAAGAUGGCCUGUGGAGCUUGUUUGAAGAUGUGUACCUGUGUGCAGUGCUGAUCUGCUCAGUGGGUCUGCUGUGUAUGUGCAUGUUCACAGUGACGAUAACCUGCCAGUUCAUACAGAGGAAGCAGAGGUUAAAAGAUAAUUACCUCUUGGUCAAAAGCCCUCAGAACAGCUCAGGCGAGACAGUCACCAGUGUGGUCAGUGUGUCUCCUGCUCUGCCUAAGAAGGAGAGGAGGUACAGGAAGAAAAGGAGCAGAGACUACCAAGAGGAGAUACCGCCAGAGAUACCAGCAAAAGCUCCCAUUGGAGACAAAACACGGAAACCCAAACUUCUAAAACCACAACCAAGGAAAAUUGUGUUGCCGAAGAUACUGGAGGAGAAUCUGACCUACGCAGAGCUGGAUCUUUUGAAGCCAAUUCCGGAAACCAAGGCAACAUGUAGCGGCACGGUGUACGCUCAGAUUCUGUUUGAGGAGCAGCAGCUAUGAGAGAAACUUACACACCACUAGUAACUGUGCCUUGUGUAAAAAGUAUUGUCUAUUUAUAGUCUGUAUUAUUUUUUAUUCAAAAUGGUUUGUGAAGGGGAAAAUUGCAUAUGUUCUUUGAUAUAAGUUCCUUUUAUGAGACCAAGAUGCAAAAAGAGAUGUUUUGUAUACUGGA